Molecule: messenger RNA, 650 nt
Organism: Pantherophis guttatus
Lineage: Eukaryota; Metazoa; Chordata; Lepidosauria; Squamata; Colubridae
Source: RefSeq, a predicted model, not a curated record
UUCUUCUGUAUCUGGAUCACAAGGAGGAAAGGAGACUCAGCGCAGAGAUGAUCAAGCCAACUUUCCUCAUUUUCCUUGUCCUUCUGGCUUGCUGUGUGGCUCUCCUGCCAGAACAAUCUACCUCUGGCCGUGAGCACUGUUUGUGCAAAAGAGGAGGGAUGCUGUCUGUGAACAUGGAACGUGUGGCUAAAUUCGAGUACCACAGACCAACCAGCAGCUGUGUUUAUGAAGAACUGAUAGUGAUCUUUAGAAAUGGCCAAAAACGCUGUCUGAACCUUGAUGGGGACCAAGGCAGGAUAAUUAAACAGAAAAUUAUGGAAAGAAACAAUGCCAGAAAAUGAAGUUCAAACUAAGUUUUGGAGAUGCUGCUUCACAAAUUAUUCUCUUCGUAUAGAUACGUAAUCAGCUUCUGAAAAUUCAUAAUGAAUAAUCCAUAAUCCAUAAUCUGAUUACUGAAUAAACCCAAAUCCUACAUUCCCACAUACUCAAAUGAUAAAUUUACCAAACUGGUUGAUUUACACAAUGCACACAUCUGACACAAAACAAAGCUUUGCCAUUGUAGAAAUGUAGCAUCCAGAUUUGUAUUUGAUCUUGUUCAGUUUACAGUGCUUCUAUUUUUCAACCAAUAUAAAGUCACCAAUUUGACAUGA